AGAUGGUUUGGCUCAGCAUAUAGCCUGUAUAUAUUUCUUUGCACUACAUGUGGAGUUGUCGUUUUAGGCCUCUGCAAUGAGUGCUUUUGAAGAGUUGGGCAUUUGUCCAGAAAUUAUUCAAGCAGUCGAAGAGGAUGAUUGGCUGCUCCCAACACCAGUUCAGCAGGAGGCGGUUCCUUUGAUUCUUGGUGGAGGUGAUGUACUCGUUGCCGCUGAGACUGGAAGUGGCAAGACGGGUGCCUUCGGUCUUCCUUGCUUGCAGAUUGUACACGAAACUUUGCGUGGCAAGUGCAGUACCAGGAAGGCCAAUGCUUCUAAUCUGAAGUGCGAGCUCAAUCUCAACGACAAGGACAUGUUUGUGCUCGUCACGGAGGACGGCAUGGAGUGCAAAAGCGAAGAUGACAAACGCUGGAACGGGAUUCGAGCUACCCUUGACAUCAUGAAGGGCAAGUACAUGUUCGAAGUGGAGGUUGUUGAGGGAAUGGUUCGAGUAGGUUGGAGUGCGGGCUUUGCGAAGCUCGAACUGGGGAUCGAUGACAAGAGCUUUGGGUACGGCUCAACUGGAAAAAAGAGCUGGAACCGGAAGUUUGAGGACUACGGGGAGCCUUUCGAGGAGGGUGAUAUCAUCGGCUGCAUGCUAGAUCGAGAGAAGCAGACCAUCUCCUUCUCCAAGAACGGCAGGGACCUGGGCGUGGCCUACAAGUUGUCACCAGACAUGCAGGGCAUUGGCUUGAAGCCGCACAUUUGUGGCAAGGGCUUCAUGGCUGCAGCCAAGUUCGAUGGUCCGAUGGAGUACCCGGUGGAGGGCUACGUUCCUGUAGGUGAGAUCGACCCAACACAUACGCCACAGGGCACAUCUCAAGCCAAGGGUAAGCGGCCACCCUUGUGCAUGAUCCUAGAGCCAACCAGGGAUUUGGCCGAACAGACCUACAAAUGCAUGACCACCUUCAACAAGUAUUUGGACAACCCCACCGUUCGCAUCACACUCUUUGUAGGAGGAAUUGAUGAGAAGGAGCAAUUCCGAGCAUUGGAAGAAGGUGUGGACAUUGUGGUUGGAACCUUGCAGAAGUUGAUGGACUAUGUCCGACGUGGAAAGUUGGACGUAACUCAUCUGAAGUUCCUGGUCCUUGAUGAAGCAGAUGACUUGCAAAAGAAGGAUGACCGCAAGGAAAUCCCUCGGCUGAAUGCACAGAUCAAGCGAGGCCGAAGGGAUCGAGUCCAGACCCUGUUCUUCAGCGCCACCCUCCACACUCCUGAGGUAAAGCAGAUGAUAGAGGAUAUCACUGACAGACCUAUUUGGGUGGACCUGAAGGGCAAGGAUUCUGUGCCUGAGACAGUGCACCACGUUGCAUUGUACAUUGAUCCGUAUCAAGACCUCCAAUGGUCCGAUCAAGAAAUCGCCGUGCGGGCCAAAAUGCCGAAGGAACAGCCUGAGCUGGAUGGAGUGCACAGCAAGCAGUCCAUGUCUGCCAUAGACAGUAGACAUCCAGAAGCCUUGAAGCUAUCCGAAAAGAUCAAGAUCAUGAAGCCUAAGAUGGCAUGGAAACCCAGAGAUGUCAAGUGUCUGCUCCUUUGUUUUGCCACAGCAGGAAGACAAAGGCAGGUGCAAGAUAGUGCAAGAAGAUGUAUUUAUUAUCUAAAUAUGAUUGAAGCGAACCGAAGGAAAGCAAUUUGA
Messenger RNA from Durusdinium trenchii, 1675 nucleotides. Lineage: Eukaryota; Dinophyceae; Suessiales; Symbiodiniaceae. The record is from the annotation of a GenBank genome assembly.